Molecule: messenger RNA, 5988 nt
Organism: Pelobates cultripes (western spadefoot toad)
Lineage: Eukaryota; Metazoa; Chordata; Amphibia; Anura; Pelobatidae
Source: the annotation of a GenBank genome assembly
AAUGCAGUUCUGGAAAGGGGCUGAUUUCAUUUAAACUACGGAGAGCAGGAGAUUGCUUGAAAAAUGAAGGGAAAACGGCCAGAAACCGAGUGACUGAGGAGCAGACGGAAAACAAAGGACUAAAGAUUGUCCAGAGAAGGCAAAAGGAUAGAGUGGACAAAUUAAAGAAGACUACAACAUAGCAUUAUAAAGAGAAUAACUGAGGAAGAGACAGCUGGCGGUUCCUGCAGACAGCAAUUUAUAUGGCAUAACAUAUUGAUCCCGUAAAAGGUAUAAGAACCUCAAAAAUGAUUUAUUUUCUGAGUAAUAUCUUAACCAAUUAUUUGUCACAGGAAUUGCAAACACCAAGUUUGACGGUGCAAAGUGAUGUAGACAUUUACACACACACACUGGCAGAGAUUUCUAUAGAUCAUAUGUAGGGCCAUAAUAAGGAUACCUGUGGAACUGUUACAUACUCCACUUUUAGUACAUUGGUCCAGGAUUUCACUUCAGAAAAUAAAACCUUUAGUUUUCUCCAGUCAUCUCUUAUAACGAAAGACAAUUCUAGAUUUAUAGAAACGUAGCUACAAGCAUACCUGUUAAAUAUGCAUGUCAUAUCAUUCACUAAUUCUUAGUCCCUUGAAAUCAUUUUUUAUUUAAUAAUUUAAUAUAUAUAUCAUUUACCUGCAUUCCUUAUAAUACAAAACAUGUAGCGUAUGCAAGUGAUUGUCUUUUUUAAUGCUCAGGAUAUUCGUUAUUUAUGGAUAAUAAAUUGAUCUCAGAUCCAUGUUUACAACGUAGGCGGAAAUGAUGCUUGUGUCUUUGAAUUUAAAUAGUAAUAUUUGCACAUCUGUAACUUGAAGACACAGUGUGGGCUCAUUUCCAGGCUUGUCUUAAAAGAGCACUCCAAGCACCAUAACCACUACAGCUCUGAGUUAAAGGGUCACUCCAGACCCCUGAAACACUUUAGCUUUCUGAAAAGUUAUAUGUGUGAAGAGUGGGUCCUCUUUGUUUCAUUUUGCAAAGGGUGCAGAUUUCAAUAGAAAUUCUCACUUUUAUAAAUGAACCUGGUUACACCCACACGGCUUUGAAUCAUACAACAGAUAAUGUUUCCUUUUGACUUGGUUAGCUCCAUAGAGCUAAACUCAAGAGACAGCAAAUGCUCCGAGCACCUGCCUUGCAAAGACAUCUCAUUGAGCUGCACUUGGAAGUCUGUGAUUGGACAGUCAGAGAAAGUCGAUUAGAAAGUCACAGAAAGUCAAUUAGAAGGAGAGGGCUAGCAAAGGUAGAACUACAACUUUUGCAAGCUGUUUUUAGAUAAACCUCAAUGAACAAAAUAGAUAAUAAAAAAGACCAUUUUAGGCACCCCAGACCACUUCAGCUCAAUGAAGUGGUCUGGGUGCCAUGUCCUUCUAGUUUUAACAGCCACUAGAGGUCGCUUCCGUGAUUUACAUGGAGUAAAUCUCACUUAUUUGACGCUGGAGGUCCCCAUAAGAAAGCAUUGAGUAAUGCUUUCCUAUGGGCGGGUUUGAAUGCGCACGCCUCUGGCUGCGCAUGUGCAUUCGGCUCCACUCGGAAGUUGUCGUCGAUGGAGGAGGAGAGGUCACUGGUGCUGGAUUAAGGUAAGCAAAUAAAUGGUUAAUUAACCCUUUAUUAGCAGCGGAACGGGGGCCCUAGUCACCUAAACUGUGACUAGCACUCUAUAGCGUUAGGAAUACAUAUUUGUAUUCCUAAAGCUAUAGUGUUCCUUUAAAGGUAUGUAAGCUUUUAAUUGGGAUAUAUGUACUAAGCAGUGAUUUUUAUUAAUAUUGUAUUUUGGCAAUGAAGUGUUCCUUUAACCCUGCAGUGCUGGACUUAGCUCAUUGGCCGAGAGUGAUCAGCUGACACUCCCAGCCAAUGAGCUAGCCCUGCAUUGCAGGUGUUACAUCAGUAGGGCUAAAAACAGCUCACUAAAAUCACUGCUUAGGAGCUUCUGGCUGUCCAUUAUCAUUAGCAGAAGCAGGGAGUGAUGCUCAGCAAACCCCAGGUAAAAUGUCAAACCAUUCUAAAACAGUUUGACUACUUACAUUGGGGAGGGACACCAGGGCUCUGGCAUAUGGUUAUAGUUCUUUGGAGUGUUCCUUUAACCUAAUACCAGCAAUAGAUUAUAUGUCUAAAAUGGCUGGCAAUAAAAUUAUCUGCUCACAAAUGUUUCCGUGCCACAAAGUUUGAAUGUUAGCGACUGGUAAUAAGUAGCUGCUGUAACAUUUAAAGGGGCACCCUAUGCACCAUGACCAUUCCAGUGUGUUGUAGUAAUUAUAGUGCAUCAGAAGUGCUGCCCACAGUAAACAGACAAACUGUUUAGUCCCUCAGGCAGAGACGGUGAUCACAGUCUUCUGCGAUGUCGCUAAAGUGUACGUUUCCAUACUACUUUAGUAAUAUAACUUCUGUCCAACUUUGAACAUCAUGUACUGGCUGAGAGCGUCAGCAGAAUUAAGUCCAUAUAGAGACAACAUUUAUAUUGUUAAAGUGAAAUGGGAGGUUCUUUAUAUGUAGUUAUCAAUAAACAGCUGUGAUUGCUAUAACAUAUGCAACACUAGCAUUUUAUGUGGAUGAGAGAGCUGGAAUUAUUUUUCUUUUAGCAAAUAUGUAUAGCAAUAUAUAGUAAAGAAAGUCAUAAGCUUCUUACCAUUCUACCUAUAAUUAACAAGAUUAAGAGACUAGCUCAAAAGCGUGGACUGUUGGCACAAUGUAUGUUUUCACAACACUACUGUAAUCCAACUAAAGCCAAGACUCAGAACGUGAUCAGUCUGGUUGCAUUUAGUAAAAUCCAAUCUACCAAUCUCUGAAGAUAUUUUCUUCAUUACAAUGUGUUUUCUAAACUCAUGUUAGUGAAAAAUUCAAGAAUGAAACAAAACAAAUAAAAUCACCUUAAACCAACAUAAAUUAAUAAUAUAAAAUAUAUUAGUGUAUUGUUUUUCUUUAAAUGUUUUUAAUUGUACAUCAAGCAGCUGCCUGAUGUAAAAAAAGAACUUUAAUGUACAACACUUUAUUAGCUGGGAAGCCUGGUAAGAUUGCAUUAAAAGGCAGGGAUAGCUUAUGACAUAUUCCAACUUCUCUGUUUGCUUAGGGUUCAUAAAGCUUUGUUUUGGGUUUAAGUAGCAUGUGUUUCUGGAAUCUAGCAAUGCCCCUGUCACCCUAUUUAGGUGUAUGAAAUUAGGGGUACACUGAAAAGAUGCACUAAGUAUGUGUGUGUCUGAAUUUAUGUGUGCUUGUGUGUAGUGUUGCUUUUAUGUACUGUUGCUAUUCGAAAGCAGAGGUUUGCAGGGUUUGCCUUUGUAUGUAGUAUUGGUGUUUGAAUGCUGAAAUGCAUGCACAUAUACACUGAUACACGUAGACACAAUGACACACUGACCCAGAUGCAGAUCUAAAUGUACACCUGUUUAGCCACCCACCUGUUUCCUACUUUUCGGGUGCAGGAGGGUGGCUUCUCUGGGGUCUAGUAAGAUCUGCUGGUUAAUGCUGUUGGAUGUAAGGGGCAGACUCUCCCUGUUCAAGCUCACCUGCUUUUGGCCUUCUCCUCGGUCUUUUACCCUCGUCUCUUGUCCUCCUGCGCAGCUGUCGUGUAUCUGGUAGGAAGUGACCAGCUCAAACUUUCUCCCAGCUCUGGCUUAAAGGAACCCCUAAAGACACAUUCCUAUCUGGUGGCCCUGAGUGCAUGGAACACCAGACGUACCCCCUCAGCCUGAGGGCCCCGGUGUAGCUGCACCUGCAGUAGCUUCGCCACUGCUAGUAAUGGGAUUCCUGCCUAUUACACUAUAUUAUUAUUAUUAUUAUAGUUUGGUGCAUUCCAUGGGGCUUAUUAUUAAACUAGGAACUGGAGAAAAUUAACAAGAGUUCACAAAAUAUAGGCCAAAAUAGCUAAACUGGAACAAUUACCAAACAUAUUUGUUUUCAAGCUUGACUGUUUUGGCCUAACAUUUGCAAUUCCGUUGUCAAAUAUCAACUAUUCACAGUUUAAUGAAUAACAUUGUCACGUUUUGUUCACCAAAGUCCACAUUGUAGCAAACUGAAAUUUAAUUGGUAACAUUUAGGCAAACAGCUGGUUUGGAGAAAUUCUCCAACUCUGUUAUAGUCACAGUUUGUCUGAUUUAGCCUAUAUUAUGUCAUUUAGAUGACAAUUUUGUUAAAAUUCAUAGUUUAGAGAAUAACGUUGACUGUUUUUAUUUAUUCAAAUAUUUUAUAAUAUAUUUUAUCUUUUGUUGAGUUGGUAUAUAAUUUAUUAUUCACUGAUUUAUCUCUGUAUGAUUUAAAGCUUAAAACAUGGUUGUUGUUAAAGGGACACUGUAGGCACCCAAACUACUUCAGCUCAUUGAACUAAGUGCUGCAACAGGGGGAGCGUUAGUGCCAGGAAUACAGUUUUGUAUUCCUGGCACUAUAGUAUCCCUUUAAACCUACAUAAAAAAUAUCUACAUUUAGACUAGACAUGACUGAAAUGUAAACAAACUGUAACUAAUAAAUUACUUAAACAUUAGACUAUACAGAUAUAUUUAUGGUACAGCAUUUUUGCCUGAUUAAAAAAGUUGACAAACUCUAAUUAGCCCUCCAUGUGUUUAGUUGAGAGAUGGAACCAGGCCAGGAUGUGGAUAUGAAGCGCUGGAUCUUUCCCAAAGCGAAACCGCGUCAGAAGAAGAAUGAUUUGGAGACCUCAAUGAUUCUUAGUCGUCAACGGGGGCUGGAUUCAGGGCCAAAAAAGAAGACUUUCACUCAGGAUAAUGCCAAAUCACAAAGUCGUCUAGGACCUGAUGCCAUGGAGACCAUUCGGGCCAAUGUCAUCCCCUUCGAAAUGGAUCUUCAGCCACAGCCUAGGAGAUGUUUUUCAGCUGAAGAAGCAUCUAAAGUCAUCAAGUCUGUUCUGGACAACCAGCUACAGGAAAGCAUAUAUGAUGCCACAAACAGUCAUCAGAGGGCACUGGAACUGGCAGAGCUGGUGAAGAGAGCAGUCAGGGAGUUAGAUUAUGAGAGAUAUAAGCUUGUAUGUUAUGUGGUGUUGGGCCCUGUGUCACCGAGGGCAUUGUACUGCUGCAGCAGGAGUGUCUGGAGUCCAAACUCAGACACCUAUGCAGAAUAUUUGUUCCAGAAUAACUCUCUGUUUGCCUUGUGCAUCGUAUAUGCAGGAUACUAUGAGUAGCACACAAGUUGUCCUAGAACACACAUCACAAUAAUACAUAGAGACUAUUCAUUGUGCAUAAUAAAUGAUUUUCAUGACACUACAUGUAACUUGCAUAAAUGGGUAGUGACCUUAGUUUUGCCCCUGCAGUCUUACUGCUCAAUUCUGUGCCAUUUAGAGGUUAAAUCACUUUGUUUAUGCAGCCCUGGCAUACCUCUCUGCAGGUGACUUACACGGUCUUCCUAAACACUUCCUAUAAAAAGUUGUCUAAUGUUUACACUUCCUUCAUUGUAAAUUCUGUUUAAUUUAGAAUGUCUAAUCUCCUGCUCUGUUAAUAGCUGGCUAGUCACUACAGGAGACUCCUGAGCAGUUUAAUUAAAGUUUAAUUUACAGAGCAGGAGAUGAAAACCUUUAACCCCUUAAGGACAUAUGACAUGUGUGACAUGUCAUGAUUCCCUUUUAUUCCAGAAGUUUGGUCCUUAAGGGCUUAAAGUUAGUUACAUCUAAUUGAAAGUGAAACAAAUUUGUAUUCAUGCAGGCUGUGUCAGACACAUCCAGAAGAGGUGUGACUAGGUUGCAUUAGCAGAUACAAAAUUGAUUUAAUUCCUAAAUGGCAUAUAAUUGACAGUGAGACUGCAGGGACAUGAUCUAUAUACAAAAACUGCUUCAUUAAGCUAAAGGUGUUCUGGUGACUUUGGUGUCCCUUUAAAGGGAUACUAUAGGCACCUAGACCACUUAAUCUCAAUGAAGUGUUCUGGGUGCCAUUUAUGUCCUGUUUUAACUCUGCAGCUGAAAACAUUGCCGUUCUGCAGUGAAUUUCAAAUUAGAGCAGUUGAACUGAAAGCAUAGCUGACUUAGAC